This is a messenger RNA of Knipowitschia caucasica, 1242 nucleotides long. NCBI's taxonomy places the organism in Eukaryota, Metazoa, Chordata, Actinopteri, Gobiiformes, Gobiidae. The record is from the annotation of a GenBank genome assembly.
AUGAAGCCACUUCGGUCUCUGUGUGUUUUACUGCAGCUGAACAUUCUUUGUUUCGGACUCAUUGGCGCCUCAAACAAUAGAUGGAAAGAGAUUCUAGAUAACAUUGCGCACGCCAUCAGAGCAUACAUACCAUGCAACUCAGAUAAAUGUGGUUGUCAUGUAAGUGUUCUCCAGGAUGACUUGCGACCAUUUAGAGGUGGAAUUUCUGAAGAUUUCAUGGCGUCUACUGUCAAAAGAGGAGUGGGCACACAUUACCAGAUAAUUGACCACACAUUGUACAGAGAACACAACUGUAUGUUUCCUGCCCGAUGUAGUGGAGUGGAGCAUUUUAUUCUGGAGGUGAUUGACACACUGCCGGAUUUAGAGAUGGUUGUUAAUGUCCGAGAUUAUCCCCAAGUGCCUAACUGGGUACAACCGACCCUCCCAGUCUUCUCUUUCAGUAAGACCUCUGACUACCAAGACAUUAUGUAUCCGGCAUGGACGUUUUGGGAAGGUGGACCAGCUGUUUGGCCCAUAUACCCCACUGGUUUGGGCCGGUGGGAUUUAAUGAUAGAUGAACUCAAAAAAUCUGCCUCACAAUGGCCAUGGGAGAAGAAAGAGUCGAGAGGUUUCUUCAGAGGCUCUAGAACUAGCCCAGAGCGUGACCCUCUCAUCUUGUUAUCGCGAGAAUCCCCGGAGCUAGUGGAUGCGGAGUACACUAAAAAUCAGGCCUGGAAGUCAGAAAAGGACACAUUGGGUAAACCUCCUGCUAAGGAAAUUCCACUUGUUGAUCAUUGCAAAUACAAGUAUUUGUUCAACUUCAGGGGCGUAGCAGCCAGUUUUCGGUUCAAACACCUCUUUCUCUGUGGCUCCCUGGUGUUCCAUGUUGGGGAUGAAUGGCAGGAGUUUUUCUACCCACAACUAAAACCAUGGGUGCACUAUAUACCAGUCAAACAAGACUUAUCGGAUGUCAAGGUUCUUCUUCACUUCGCUAAAGAGAAUGACGCAAUUGUACAAGAUAUUGCUUUGCGAGGGAGGCAGUUCAUCCUUGACCACCUCAAAAUGGAAGACGUCUCGUGCUACUGGAAAGAGCUUCUCACAGAGUACAGCAAGCUCCUCACAUACAAGCCAAAACGGAGAAAUGGCUACAGUCAGGUCCUCCGGCCGCACGGGGCGCAGUUGAGCUUAGCGCGUCCCGUGGAGGUCGCCGGUGACAGAAGAGACACAGUCCGUGAAGAGGACGUCUGUCUAUGCUGCGUCUGA